Molecule: messenger RNA, 499 nt
Organism: Telopea speciosissima
Lineage: Eukaryota; Viridiplantae; Streptophyta; Magnoliopsida; Proteales; Proteaceae
Exons: 4
Coding region: 110-352 (80 amino acids)
Biological process (GO): mitochondrial translation
Molecular function (GO): structural constituent of ribosome
Source: RefSeq, a predicted model, not a curated record
UUCUCUUCAUGCCCAGAUUUCAGAACCUGCGAUAGGCUUUUCUGUUUGCUUAAUUACUUUCGAUUCAUACUCUGAAGUCUGACCAGAAAUUAAUUCUAGUCUAAGAGAGAUGGGUCGAAAACAAGGUGGUUUGUAUAUAAAUCCAAAGAAGUUUGGAACUCUUAGGAAGCCUUGCAUGAAGGAGAUGGUAACCUUCCUGAAUUGUUUGGCGCUGAACCAGAACAAUGACGGUAAAUGUGUUCGGCAGAAGGAACUUCUUAGUGCCUGCAUGGAUGCUCAGACUGGGAAGAGUAGAAAGCCUUGGGGAAGCAUCAAUUAUCACCUUCAGAGGCUUAGUAGAGGAAGGAAAUAGUUUGUAUUCUGUACCAAGCUAUACUUGUUAGUGUUUGACUCUUCAAUUUGAUUUUGCGGAAAGGUUUUUGUGGCUGUAAACCUCAGCCUUGUUUUGAAGAAAAGUAUAUUGAAUAGUUGGUUUAAAUUUAUCACAUUUUUCUUGCUG